Messenger RNA from Myxocyprinus asiaticus (Chinese sucker), 1574 nucleotides. Its product is annotated as UPF0687 protein C20orf27 homolog. Bases 222 to 746 code for a protein of 174 amino acids. The record is from RefSeq and is a predicted model, not a curated record. The transcript is spliced from 6 exons. NCBI's taxonomy places the organism in Eukaryota, Metazoa, Chordata, Actinopteri, Cypriniformes, Catostomidae.
GCUCUUAUGUGAUGCAAUAGACAAACUAAAGGGGGUUUCUAACUGUUAAGGAGCUGUAAAAGACGUGUAGAUGUUGCAUUUGAAGUGAUAAUAGUUGUCUGGUAGCAUGUAGACCAGUUUAGGAUUCCAGUUUGAUCUCAGGGUGAUUUUAAGGGAAGAAGAUAUCUGUGAUGAGGCUGUGACUGAGACUUUUUCUGAGUUUGGUCCUGAUUGAAGCAAGAAUGGCCACUGCAAAGAAAGCGUCAUCUAAGACAGGGGGUGUUUGCUUUGCCCAGGAACCUGUUGCUGCCGCCGCUCACUCUCAUGUACAUUUUGAUGAGAAACUUCACGACUCCGUCGUCAUGGUAAUACCAGAGUCAAAUGAGAACUUCCUGGUUAAGGUGGGCUUUCUGAAAACUCAGCACAGGUAUGAGAUUGUGUUCACGUUGCCUGAGGUGCUAGGGCUUGGGAAAGAUGUAUGUCCAGCCCCCAUUCCAAAUCCACACCUCCGCAUCACUAAUUUAACGGAAACUCCGGAUGGAGGUCUAAGGGUGACAUGUGAAUAUAUGGUCCAUCAGGAGGGAGUGAUGAGUGAGGAGGUUCAGAUUGUUAGUGAGAGCAAAGACGAUGUGUAUGUGAAGGUCACAGUUCAUGCCCGUGUCAUGGACCGCCACCAUGGGACUCCCAUGCUGCUGGAUGGCGUGCGAUGCAUAGGAGCAGAGCUAGAUUAUGACUCUGAGCAAAGCGACUGGCAAGGAUUUGACUAAACGUCUAAACUUCAUAGACUUUCUAAUCAGUGCCACAUAUCUGCAAUGUGGGUGGGAACAAAAUAUUCCAGAUUAUGAACCCAGUCAAGGGUGCUUUUGUCUGUCAUUGUCUGUCAAAACACACUGUGGUUACUUGCUUGUUCUUACUGUUACAAUGGAAUGAUUGUUUAUUGCAGGUGUUUUUUUUUUUUUUUUUUUUUUACAGGUUUGGAAGAAAAUAAUCAAGCAGUGUGUUAUCCUCUAACUAACUGAAUUCCAGUGUUAUGACUGAAUGUUUAUUUGAGAUUAAAUGCAGUCUUUUGCCUUGUAAUUAAUACUGUAGGGCCUAUAAUUGUGUUCAGCUAAAUCACUAGGAAAUUCUUAAAUUGAACGUGAUCCAAAAACUGUAGGGUGCGCUACUGACCACAAAAUCUAUUUUACACCAUGAACAUUUUGGCAUUAAGUGUGAGUGUGAAUGUUUUGAUUCAUGUGCUGAAAUAGAUUUAAUGGUCUUCAUGCAAAUGUUGUCUGCUUUGAUACAUUUUAAUGUGAUUGUCACUCAAAGGGCUGUUCGGAACCAUUGACAGUGCAUUUGUCUUUUGAUUGUAACAUUGGUCCCCUUUUGUAGAGCCUAAGUGCCUAACAUCAUGUACAUUAUUGUUUAUUCCUUUUUUUUUAAUGUUCUAACCAUUUCCGUUGAAUGUUGCGAGCAUUUUUUAAUUCACCGACCCUGUAUUUGCGAGGUCCCCGAAUUCCCAAAAGGUGGUGGGGGGGCUCGCUCAGGGCGCCAUACAAGCUGGAACUGCCACUGAGUAGCCUAUACUAGUCAAAUAAAAAAGGUUUAUUCCA